Thalassophryne amazonica is the source of this 1806-nucleotide messenger RNA. RefSeq names its product 5-hydroxytryptamine receptor 3A-like. Lineage: Eukaryota; Metazoa; Chordata; Actinopteri; Batrachoidiformes; Batrachoididae. The coding region runs from base 17 to 1468 and encodes 483 amino acids. Gene Ontology annotation, biological process: monoatomic ion transmembrane transport; nervous system process; regulation of membrane potential. The record is from RefSeq and is a predicted model, not a curated record. Gene Ontology annotation, molecular function: transmembrane signaling receptor activity; neurotransmitter receptor activity; extracellular ligand-gated monoatomic ion channel activity. Gene Ontology annotation, cellular component: synapse; membrane; neuron projection. The transcript has 10 exons.
GUGGCCCCAGAAUGUGAUGCCCAGCCCUUCUCGGCUCAAGACAAAGUAUCGUCACAGUGUUGUCUCUGCAGGGGCACACAUGCACGCAUUCAUCCCUCAUGCAGCUAUGAUGCGCGCUGUCUGUCUCAUUCUGCUCAUCCUCACAGGCAAGGCUUCCUCGACAAAAGUGUGCAGUUACAAGGAUGUUGUGGAUUACUUGAACCUGGCUACAGAUAACGAUGCCUUUAAGUUGACCCGACCUGUUCUGGACUACAGGCGUCCUACUGUGGUACAGUUGGACAUUAUUCUGUAUGCCAUUCUGGCUGUGGUUGAAAAGACACAAACCUUUGUUCCUUUCAUUUGGGUGACAGCGAUGUGGAAGGAUGAGCGUAUAUCAUGGGACCCUUCUCAGUUCUGUGGAAUAAAACAACUUUCAUUUCCACGAGACAUGCUCUGGACCCCAGAUCUCUUCAUCAAUGAGAUGGUAGAAAAGGAUAGUUCUCCUAUCAGUCCCUACGUCUUUGUGUCUUAUGAUGGGACGGUCAUGUCUGAGCAGGACAUGAAGGUGGUCAGCACCUGCCCAAUGGAUGUCCAUAAGUUCCCCUUUGACACACAGAAGUGCACCAUCACCAUUGGUUCUGGUAUACACUCUGUUAAUGAAAUGAUGCUCAGCCCUUCAUCCAACUCAUCUCGGGCCACACAGUUUUCCAAAGAACUGAUGAAAACCCAAGCAGAGUGGGAUUUUGUUCGCCUGUCAGUUGCCAGUAGAAAUAUGUCCUAUAAUGGACAGCAGUGGGACCAGCUAACAUACACUUUUACCGUAAAAAGGAGGCCCCUUCUGUACGUCAUUAACUUCUUGUUACCGAUCCUGUUCUUCCUGAGUCUGGACUUGGCAUCCUUCUUCAUCUUGGAUCAUCGAGGAGAGAAGCUGGGUUUUAAGGUUACCAUACUGCUGGGUAUUUCUGUGCUGAUGCUCAUCUUAAACGACAUUCUGCCCUCAAUGUCCAACAACACCCCACUCAUAGCAACCUACUGCAUUGUGAUUUUUGCCUUGAUGCUGAUGAGUCUCUUGGAGACUAUUUUAGUUACGUAUCUGACAGACAAAGACUGCAUGUCCUGGGAAAGGCAAAGGUGGAAAAACAACAGGGAGGAGAAAGAGGAAAACCCUGAAAUCCACAGCUGUAACACCGAGGAGAAAAGUGACUGUGUGUAUAUCUGCCAUGGGUACAACACUGACAGACCACACGAGCACUUAUCUGUGACUGAGGAGGUGAACAACAGCGUGCAGUCUGCAGAGGUUCACGUGUUACUGCUGAUCCUGGAGCAGUUAAAGCAGCAGCAGAAAACUCUGAGGCUGCUCGCGAGCAGCAAAGAGGGACCUCGGAAACCUGCCUGCUGGGUCACGAGGAUCAACAAAGUGUUCUACCUUUCUUACGCCAUCGCCGUCUCACUUUUUCUAGUCCUUCUCUACUUGGGAUGGACCGUAUAACAUUGUCAUACAACACUGCUAGAUUUAUUCCCCUUCAGGCCUCAUUAUUUUAAUGGUGCAAGCACUAUGGCAACCAUGUAUUCCCAGGCAGCUUCUCCAUGGAUCUGUUUGAUAGGCUCACACAGCUUCACGAUGCUUAUGCAGGCUAGCUCAACUGGAAACAGUGGAUGUGCUCAGUAAACGUGUUCUGAGACGCUCACAUGCUUGUCUCAUUGGUUUUUGACUGGUGCACCAAUCACAGUGAAGCAUGAUGAAAAUGUUUCUCCAAGUUUAGAGAUGCUCCUGUAAAACGUGGCCUGUAUGGUGCAGAGUGGCAUUGUGGCAAUGGCAGACCAUCC